AUGUCGGUCAUCUCACUACGCUCAGUGUCCGGACAAGUCAGCUACUCGAUUGCUGAGGAGAUGGCUAAAGGCUCUGUUGUCGGUAACAUAGCGCAGGACUUGGGAUUGGACCUGAAAAGACUGAAAUCAGGUAAAGCUCGUAUUUAUACGACAGAUAGCACCGAAUACAUCGAGCUGAAUAGAGACAGAGGAAUUCUCGUCAUCAAAGAGAGAAUAGACCGAGAGGCAUUGUGCGCACAGACUACGCCUUGCGCUCUUCACUUUCAGAUCAUUCUGGAAAAUCCAAUGGAGUUAUAUAGAGUAACAAUAGUCAUCCAAGAUCAAAAUGACAACGCACCUCAGAUUCUUUAUCCAGUGCAGACAAGUAGUUCUGUUAUGGCCGAAAUCGUGCCUCGGUCAGCAGAUGUCGGCUACCUAGUCACUAAAGUAGUGGCUGUGGAUGUAGACUCUGGACAGAAUGCCUGGCUCUCGUAUAAACUUGUUAAAGCCACGGAAAGAGCUCUGUUUGAAGUAGGCGCUCAGAAUGGAGAAAUAAGGACUGUUCGCCAGGUGACUGACAAGGAUGCAGUGAAGCAAAAACUAACAGUAAUAGUUGAGGACAACGGACAGCCCUCUCGCUCAGCUACGGUCAACGUCAACGUGGCGGUUGCGGACAGUUUUCCUGAAGUGCUCUCGGAAUUUACUGACUUUACGCACGAUAAGGAAUACAAUGACAACCUUACAUUCUAUCUUGUUUUGGCGCUGGCUGUGGUAUCUUUCCUCUUCGUUGUCUCUCUUAUAGCCAUACUGUCAGUCAAAUGCUACAGAUGGAGACGCGACCAGAUGUUUUACAAAUCAAAUGGACAGCUUCCAGUAAUCCCAUACUACCCACCCCUUUACGCAGACGUUGGGGGCACAGGUACAUUGCAACACGUGUACAACUAUGAGGUGUGUCGCACCACUGACUCGAGAAAAAGUGAUCUGAAAUACAGCAGACCCUCUAGUCAGAGCAUCAUUAGUCUGGAUACUACUGGAACUCUGACUCUACGGAAUGCGCAGAGAGACAAACUGGUCAUGGAAGACCGAGACGACCAGGUGAGCUGA
Molecule: messenger RNA, 1083 nt
Organism: Sardina pilchardus (European sardine)
Lineage: Eukaryota; Metazoa; Chordata; Actinopteri; Clupeiformes; Clupeidae
Product: protocadherin gamma-A7-like
Exons: 2
Coding region: 1-1083 (360 amino acids)
Biological process (GO): homophilic cell-cell adhesion
Cellular component (GO): plasma membrane
Molecular function (GO): calcium ion binding
Source: RefSeq, a predicted model, not a curated record